Molecule: messenger RNA, 3263 nt
Organism: Gekko japonicus
Lineage: Eukaryota; Metazoa; Chordata; Lepidosauria; Squamata; Gekkonidae
Gene: GPBP1L1
Product: GC-rich promoter binding protein 1-like 1
Exons: 13
Coding region: 1146-2558 (470 amino acids)
Biological process (GO): DNA-templated transcription; positive regulation of DNA-templated transcription
Cellular component (GO): nucleus
Molecular function (GO): RNA binding; DNA binding
Source: RefSeq, a predicted model, not a curated record
GCCGGGCAGCCAUUUUGGGCAGAGCUUUGUUAUGAUUCGGUCUGGGGAACUCAAGCUACACGCAGAGUAAAGGGGGCUGAGUUAGGGCCUGGUCCCGCGCGUACGGCCUUGGGUGGAGAAGAGGCAACAAGAGUAAUCGAUGUUGAAUUGCCCGUGUCUUUGAGGACGCCGAGGGAUUGUGAACCUCACCUUUGAAGAACUGACAGUUCUUUAAUUUUUUUUCUUCCCUAUGCAAGAACAAGUGUACUUCAUGGAAUUUUGUUGGAAGACCAUCAUUUGGAUGUGAACACUCCUUUAUAAAACAGCCAUCUUUUCCUUUUUAUAAAAAAGCACGAUUUAGAGGGAAUUUGUUUUGCAGAUCCUUUAAUUUUUCCUUUGUUUAACUGAAUGCAUAAAUGGCAACGGUAGAAAGACAGAAAUCAUUGUGAUCUCAGAUCUUCAUCAAGUUGCUUUUGUUUCUCAGCAAGGAAACUUAAGAGUUAGCCAACGUAAAAAGCCUUUCAAAACACACUUAGAACAUUAGCGCAACCUUUUAGCCACUGUAAAGUGGUGGAGAUGAGUCUUGCAUUUUAAGAUUUCUAGGAGCAAGUGUUAAAUCUGUAGCUUCAGCAUUUGGAAGACUUUUCAGGUUCCAGUUGCCCUUUCUCAUUCUUCCCUCUCCCAUUUCAGUCUGAUUUGCUGCAGAAGAUGAACAACAGAGUGGAUUUGUGGAAUUCACCAUUAACUAUGGUGUUUUUCUGAAUGUUGUCCAGAUCUGACAACUACAUUUGUAAUGUAAUAGUUGAGUUACAUAGUAUUGUGUCCACAGCAAUAAGUUUAAUGAGGUGAACGUGGUUGUGGCUUUCAAAAAUGCUCACGACCUUGUAGAUGUAUGUAUAUAUAUAAUUUCUCCUGUGAGUACCAAGAGCUAUUAAAAUGAGCAGCUAAAGGGGGGAGGUGUGCAGUCAGCACGAAGUGCGGCUUCUUGUGCAUCCUUUGGGACUUGGCAUUGCCACAGAGCUGGCAUAGGUACACCCUGGAGAAAGACGGAAUCUGGAGGUCCAAGAGAAGCAUUAAAAGUUACAGGAGUGGACUGCAGAGGCCAAACUAGGUCCUGGCCACGAGGUUUGAUGCCUCGCUUUAUUGAAGGAAGACACUGGACCUAAAUGGCGCAGCAUGACUUUGUUCCUGCCUGGCUUAACUUCUCUACACCACAGUCUGCAAAGGCCUCUGGAUCCACCUUUGAGAAGCACGGAGAACAUCUUCCUCGAGGAGAAGUCCGCUUUGGAGUAAGCCGGAGACGCCACAACUCUUCAGAUGGCUUUUUUAAUAAUGGCCCCCUCAGAACUGCAGGAGACUGCUGGCAUCAGCCUUCUCUGCACCGCCAUGACUCCGUGGAUUCCAGUGUUUCUAAAGGGACCCACAUUGGGCUAGCUAGCAAUCAGUCUGGCUGGCAUGGUUCUUCACGGGGCCAUGAUGGUAUGAGUCAGAGAGGUGGAGGAGGAACUGGAGCCCAUCGCCACUGGAAUGGCAACUUCCACUCCCGAAAGGGUUCAGCCUUUCAGGAAAAGCCACCUGCUGAGGCCAGGGAGGAGAAGGAAGAGAAGGAGAAACUGCAGUUUGAAGAAGAUGACUUUCCUUCACUGAAUCCAGAAGCUGGAAAACAGAACAGCCAGAGUAAACCAGUUGGGACUCCUUCUGGUGUUUGGGAAAACCCUCCUAGUGCCAAGCAACCUACCAAGAUGCUGGUCAUCAAAAAGGUUUCAAAAGAAGAUCCUGCUGCUGCCUUCUCAGCUGCAUUUACGUCACCAGGACCUCAGCUUUCAAAUGGCAACAAGGCAACCACCAUAGUCCCAAGUGUCUACAAAAAUCUGGUUCCUAAACCUGCAGCACCCCCUUCCAAGCCAAGCCAGUGGAAAGCUAACAGAAGUGAACAUAAACCAACCUCACUGUCCUCCAGCCGUGAUUCUGCCUUUACCAGUCCAGUGUCUGUAACCAAACCAGCUGUAUUAGCCAGUGGCUCAGUUCUUGCCUCUUCCAAAGAGAGUCCCUCCAGCACCACCCCUCCCAUUGAAAUAAACUCCUCUCGUUUGACAAAGCUGAUGCGCCGCAGCACAGAUAAGAAGAGUGAGUUCUUGAAAGCCCUGAAGGAUGACAGGAAUGGGGAAAUGCCAGAGCGCCACGAGAACAACAAACUGGAGGAUGUGGAAGGUGGCCACACACCAGAACCAAAGGAAAACUGGGAAGAGAACUGCCAUCAGAAUGGGCUUUCUCUCCCUUUAGAAGAAGGGGAGAACCUUUCUCACUCAUUAGAAGCAGAACACAGGUUAUUGAAAGCAAUGGGAUGGCAGGAAUAUCCUGAAAAUGAUGAGAAUUGCCUUCCCCUCACAGAAGACGAGCUCAGAGAGUUCCAAAUAAAGUCAGAGCAGCUAAGAAGAAAUGGCUUUAGGAAGAAUGGAUUUCUUCAAGGCCGUGGCAGUAGUCAAUUGUUCUCCUACUGGAGAAGCACUUUUAAGACAGAGUUUGAAGAGUCAGACACAGAAACCAGUAGCAGUGAAACUUCAGAUGACGAUGCCUGAAAUGGGCACAGAAAAUUACACAGUACAAAACCAACCCAGCAAACUCAGUUUGUAGUUCAGCACAUAAAUGUUCGAGGUUCUAAUGAAGCAGAGUUUAUUCUGUCUCAAGUCUGUUCAGUUUCUUUUUAUUGUUGAAAACUUCAUGCACAAGGGAAAGAAUUUUAUCCCAAAGAAGAAAGCUAUUGGCUUAUUACUUUUAGAUUUUGCCCUUCUGUGCUUCAUAGAGAACAGUCCAUGCAGAUGGGUGACCCAACGUCUUCUGGGGCAAGGCUCAGGGUUCAGUCUCAUCAGCAGCAGGAUGUCAGGGACUGAAGUGGGCAGUCACAAGCUUCUCAUACUGCCGUCCACAUCGCAAAAUGCUGUGCGGCAAUAAUGUGCUAAAACAAUCAUUGUCAAUGACAAAAUGGCUAUGGAAGUUCUAAUUGUGUUAAAUUAAUGCUAAUAACAUGGAACUUUUUUAUUUUUUUUGGCGGCUCGGGGAGCUUCAUCACUUAACCAGGCGUGGUUGUUGUUUUUUUCUCUUUUGGGGUACAGCUGUAAAAUAUUUGGAUAUAGGAAUUGUUUGUGUUCUUCUUGCAACCUUGAUAUUCAGGGUGGAUUGUAAAAUAUAAAUUUUUGUGGGAUUUCAAAGAUUAAGAUUAUUUUGAUAACAUUAUUUACAGAUUUUAAAAAGUGAUUAUCACAUUGAGUCUGUAUGAGGGGAAA